CGGAGCGACAGUUGCGCCGCAACUGACGUCUCUCUCGGUUCAGCGCUAUCACGUCGACGAUCACUGUGUACAUAUGUAUUACCUGCCGCACGCGUAUCUAUGAUUACUCAAGUUUGUAUACGCGCACCACUCCCGCUACUGCGUGUCCGCGAUUUUUGUGGAAUUUCCAGAGCGGAACGUAAUUCGGAGGAUCGGCGGAACAUCGACAAGUGCGCAUCGACGUUCGAGCGAUGGGGGACGCAGCGAUGAACGUCGCAGCGUCCGGUGGCGGCGGCGGCGGCGCCGGUGGUAGCGGCGGCGGUCAACGUAUCGUUAAGGAAGGCUGGCUUCAAAAACGCGGUGAGCACAUAAAAAAUUGGAGAUCAAGAUACUUUGUCUUAAGAGACGAUGGUACAUUGGUUGGGUUCAAGGCAAAACCUGAUCAACAAAUGGCAACGUCUGCACAGCCGUUGAAUAACUUUACCGUGCGAGGGUGCCAAAUAAUGUCAGUGGAGAAACCUAGGCCUUAUACAUUUGUUAUCAGAGGCCUGCAAUGGACAACGGUAAUCGAGAGGACAUUUCAUGUAGAAACUGAGCAAGAAAGGGAAGACUGGGUAGCAGCAAUCAGAUAUGUAGCGACUAGAUUAGCCAAUGAAGAACAGCAGCAAGAACAACCACAAAUGCAACAAUCUUCCUCUUCGGAAGAUGUUGAUAUGGAAUCGUCGAUAGGUACUAGAUCUGAUUCCUGUACUUCUUUAGGUGUUGUAUCUACAGACAUAGACGGUGGUAGUAUCGAUGAAUUAUCAGCAAAAUUCAGUGUUCAAGGAACUUCCAGUAGUAAAAGUACUGGUAAAAAGAAAGUAACGCUUGAGAAUUUCGAAUUUUUAAAAGUUUUGGGGAAAGGUACGUUUGGAAAAGUAAUUCUAUGUAGAGAAAAGGCGACGGGGCAUUUAUACGCUAUCAAAAUCUUGAGAAAGGAAGUUAUUAUUCGUAAGGAUGAAGUGGCGCACACACUUACUGAAAAUAGAGUAUUACGUACUACGAGUCAUCCUUUUUUAAUUUCCUUGAAAUAUAGUUUUCAAACAGCAGACCGGCUGUGUUUUGUCAUGGAAUAUGUAAACGGCGGCGAGUUAUUUUUCCAUUUGAGUCGGUCGCGAGUGUUUGGCGAAGAUCGUACCAGAUUUUACGGCGCGGAAAUUAUAUCAGCCCUUGGUUACUUGCACUCGCAGGGCAUUAUAUACCGUGACCUCAAACUGGAAAAUCUCCUCUUGGACAAAGACGGGCAUAUAAAAAUUGCUGACUUUGGCUUAUGUAAAGAGGACAUUACGUACGGAAGAACGACAAAGACCUUUUGUGGAACGCCAGAGUAUUUGGCACCAGAAGUACUCGAGGAUAAUGAUUAUGGGCGAGCUGUGGAUUGGUGGGGUGUAGGUGUAGUCAUGUAUGAAAUGAUGUGUGGCCGAUUACCUUUUUAUAACAGAGACCACGAAAAGCUGUUUACGCUUAUUUUAUUGGAAGAAGUAAGGUUUCCUAGGACGAUUAGUAACGAAGCAAGGGACAUGCUCGGCGGUCUGUUAAUAAAGGAUCCAAGCAGAAGAUUAGGCGGUGGUCCUAACGAUGCGAAGGAUAUCAUGAACCACGCAUUCUUCUCGUGUAUCAAUUGGACAGACCUUGUUCAGAAGAAGAUUCCUCCUCCCUUUAAGCCGCAAGUGACUUCAGAUAUUGACACUCGAUAUUUUGAUAGUGAAUUUACCGGCGAAAGUGUUGAACUUACACCCCCAGAUCAAGGCUGUUUAGGUAGUGGAGGGGGUCUGAAUUCUAUAGCGGAAGAACAAGAACAUUUCCCCCAGUUUUCAUACCAAGACAGUCACUCUGCGGCAACUUCUUCCAUCGUUUCUAUUAAUCACUGACAGUGUCAAGUGUCUUGCUUAAUUAAUGUAAACGAGACGUGUGGUUCAAUGCAUGAAAAAUCUCAAGCAGAAACAUCCGAUUACAGUAUGUAUCUGACGAUUGUCUGCGAAGCUUAAAGCUUUCCCAAUAGGCAGAUCAAUCAAGUUAUCUUUCUUUACGAUGCUUUGUUUUUAUGCAUCCUAUGAGAUCGUCACACAUAUCUCCAACGGCGAAUUAGAUUUAUGCGUAUAAGUGUGCGCUCGCAUAUAACACCUAUACACAUAACUAUUCAUUAAAAUUGUAUAUGGCAAAAUGUAUACUAUAAGAUUAGAUUGAUAUGAUACGAUUAAUACUUGCUGCAUAAGCUCGAAGGAUUAUGACAGGGAUUAAAUUACGUUCUCAAUUGAAUCAAGUUAACUAAAACUCCUUGAGACACGUAUUGUGAAUAUUGAACAGUUUUCUCGUCUCCAAGGAACGUGUGGUAACCAUAAGUAUAAUCUUGUGUUUAACCAAAACAAUGCUUGACACUUUCCAAGCUCGCUCCGUCACUGUUUAUUAUCUUAUUUGUGGAGGGGCAAUUCUUGAUCCGUUUUAAUCCGGUAGAUGACUUACGGCAGAUGCCAAAGUAGAAAAUUAAAAAUGGCAAAAGGCCAGUAAAAAAAGAAAAAUAAUGGUUUAUCCAUUGUGAAGGUAGAAUUGUAGAAAAAAAAAUCAGCUUUAAUUGAAUGUAUAAAUUCGAUAGAUCACUUUUUUUAGCCUUAUAAAGAUAUUAUUAUGACUGGCAAUAAUUGGAGAUGUGCGAGUAUUCGAAACACUAGCAGAAUAUAUGAGCUGUAUCGGCAUACUUGUUCGAAGCGAAUGUUUGACUGUUUUUUUGGAAUUAUUUGAAAAGAUCGUUUUGAAGGGAGUUUAUGACUUGAAAUAUAUUUUCCUCCUACUCUAUAAGAAUUUCCCCCUUUAAAAGAUGUCUAUCGGGGUGAUUCUUCAAUGGUGAUAACGAGAUACAAUAUUAUGCGUGAAUAUUUCGUUGAUUCAUCGUGAAAGCGGAAUUGUUGCCAGAUAGUAAUGUUAUCGAUACAAAAUGAUUUGUGCAUAAUUGUGAUUAAAGUGCUUAGCGUAUAAUCAUUCUCUAAUGCGAAUAAUAUUGUUACACUUGAAUGCGAAUACGGAAAUAUAAAAUAAUCACACAGUCA
Dinoponera quadriceps is the source of this 3062-nucleotide messenger RNA. RefSeq names its product RAC serine/threonine-protein kinase-like (gene Akt). Gene Ontology annotation, molecular function: protein serine/threonine kinase activity; ATP binding. The transcript has 7 exons. The coding region runs from base 231 to 1889 and encodes 552 amino acids. Gene Ontology annotation, biological process: protein phosphorylation. The record is from RefSeq and is a predicted model, not a curated record. Lineage: Eukaryota; Metazoa; Arthropoda; Insecta; Hymenoptera; Formicidae.